GUUUCGGUUUUUCUGGGACGCACUAUAUAGCAGUCUGCACUUUAGAGACAUAUUUGGGACAAUUGUCACUGCAUGUAGGUUGUAUCUCAGGUACUUCUUGGACAUAAGUUUUCAGUUUCAUUAAUCUCUAUAGAUUUUCUUCCACAUUCCUGCUGUCUAUACCUCCAACACAAUUCAUCACAUGUCAAAGGGAAGAAAUAGAUGUAUCUAUGAGUUUUCACUAGAGCACUGUGACUGUCAAGUUUUUUAUUUCACUCCCUGAACAUUUAGAAUUUUGAUAUUUUGUCACCUUUUGUCACCCUAGUCCAUGUCAUAUAGUAAUAUUAUUAAUUUGAAAUUGACAAUUAUUUCUGUGUUCAUGAACUCAAUUAUGUUACAUGCAAAAAACAAAGCUUAAUCAACUUAAUGCAUUCUAUUCUGUUUAUCUGAUACAGAAUAAUAUUAUCCUCUUUUGUAGUUUGUUUGAAAGUUCAUUCAUUUUAUGAAGUAUCCAAGAGGUCUGUAUACUGUUGAUUUUGAAACAAAGACAUGCAAUAAACCUAUACCGCAAACCCCAACCUCCAAAUCCUUAAUAUUGACACAUUGAUCAAUAGUCUUAAAUAAAUGUUUUGCUGUACUAUCUAUCACUGAAAUCCAAAGAGAAAUGAAAUAAAUUAAUGUGUACUUUUGUCAAAACUUGCCGUUCCCUUUGCUGCUCUCAUGGUCUAGAAUGGGCUAUAAACUCCUGCAGAGCAUUUAUCCUCAUAUUUUGGGGUUUGACCGUGAAUGCCGACAUUUCUUCCAAAUUGCCGGGAAAGUAGAUAUGAGCGGCAAUAUUGUUAUUGAUUGCAUGGAGCGAUGUGCAUCGGAAGGGUUUUUAGGAAGCGGCGCUCUUCGGCAGAAAAAUCAAUGGACCAACGUUUGCUCAGAGAUGAGGGGAUGAUCAGGGAGAGAGAAAAAGAAAUGAAAGAAGAGAGAAAGAGAAUGGUAAAGAGUGAGAAUUAUACGUAUGUUGGCAAUCUAUGUCUUCAGGGGUAGUAUGUGUUUACAUGACAUCACUUUUAAUAGGAGAUGUAAUUGAUGUUAAUUUGUUUUGUAUGGUUUUCUGAUGUACUGUCAAUGGAUGGCUGGAGGUAUUCUGACUUUGCAGUAUUAUCUUGCAUAUAUCUCGCAUAAAGUACAUUUUAAAAAAGCUGAUGAAAGUGUCAACAUUGAAUGUGGUUUUAAGAUGGAUUUGAGGUUUUCAUGAGAAUUUUUUUUAGAGUUAGAAAUCAGCAACUGCUUAUUUGCUUAUCACCUAGAAGUUAUAAUACUUCCCUUAUGAAUUCAGUACAACUACACAGGGAGAAUAGCAUUCCAAUGUGAUUGCUCUGACUAUCAUUGCAAUCAUAUCCAAGGGCCUUCUUGGUAAUUUUAUUACCCCACGUGAGGGUAGAGAGCCCUCGUUGGCCUAAUCUCAUUUAGAGCACAUACGUGGAGCCGAUCACGGCUGCUAGCUGCUGGGUUAUUUAUCCGCCUGUCCCGGAGCAGCGUGGGACACAAAGGCUGUAAUCCCAAGCCAAUUUCACUUGCUAUCUUGGAGUUCUCUCUCUUUCACCAUCUCUCAUCCUGUCCCGUACUCUAUCAUCCCGCCUGCUUGUUAUCGCACUGCCAGACGACGAUGCCGUGGUUGUUGUUGUUUUAAGCCUGGGCCAACCAACCGACCCACUGACGCUUGGCUACCAGCAAUCAUAAUUUGAAGAGCCAGCGGCCAGUCUAGCAUGCUGUUAGGGCUCCGGUGUGUUAGAGGACGUACGCUGCAUCAAUCAAUUCACUCCCCCACCCCCCUCCAUACCCAACAGGGGCGAAGAGUUGAGUUACUCGUAAGUUGUGGUGUUGAUGGAACGGAGGAUUCUUCAUCGGCUUACGCCAGAUGGACAGGAAAGUGAGCAAGGCUCUACCUUUAUUAACUUUCAUCUUGCAAAUAAAUGACAUUCUGGAUUUUUAAAGGCUUUGAUAAAACCCCACGAGUGGCUGCAUUUAUCCACCACAUCAGUCUUCUGUGACCACGCGACCCCCUUACCCUAUUUUACCGCGAACAUCAAGUAAGGUCAGGAGAACAAGUUGAGAAAGAAAGGAGCACUGUUUAAUCAGGGAACAGAAUACCUGCUUAGUGACGGAGCGGUGUUAAGCGUUUGGAAAGUGUUUGCUGUAGAUGUUUACUUGCUUUGUCGGUCUCUCUUUCCCUUGAAAUGUAAACUAAGACGGGUCUUUGGCGGUCUGCUGAUGUUGUAGGGUUAAGAGUAAGCUGGCCAAGAGAACUACUACAGGAGUAAUAACACUUCUUCAACUACUUUUUGUUCAUACUGUCAAAUAAGUGAGAUUGUUUGUGACUGUCCUAGCGAAACUGAACUACGAAGACUCACUCUUAUUGAAAGACAUAUUGGUGUGUGUAUGCAGCGUCUUCGAGGCGGGGUAGCCAUGGGAGGCCCUCAAGGUCAGCAUCAGGUCAGUUCUACUGUUCAUGAUGAUGCUAUUCUCCAGCUGUGUGCUGACCUACAUGAUACAGAUGCAGCAUCUAUGCAGCUCAAGGUCAUCAGAUAUCUGGAGAAACAAACCAACUCUGAAUGCUGUACCCUACUGGUUGUUUCAGAAGAUACAAAUGAAUUAUUCUGCCAGGUCAUUGGAGAGAAAGUACUUGAAGAAGAAGUCCGAUUCUUGGUUCCUCUGUGUUGUUUUCAUAGUGUGCUCUUAAAUAAGAAGAUCUUGAGAUUAGAUGAUAUCAAGGAGAGUGAUCUUAAUGACUUGAAAAGCAAGCUGAAGGUUGAGAUCAAGUCUCUACUGGCUGUGCCAAUCAUCAACCAAGCUACCUCUAAAGUGGUGGGUGUUGCUUGUGCAAUCAAUAAACGAGGUGCAAAGAAAUACACAAAUGCAGACAUUGACGUGAUCAAACAUUGCUUCAAAUACACAGUACCUGUCCUGACGAGUACAUUAGCUUUACAGAAAGAAACACAGCUAAAGCAUGAAACACAGUGCAUGCUUCAAGUAGCCAAGAACCUCUUCACGCAUCUUGAUGAUGUGUAUGUACUCCUGAGAGAGAUCAUGCAAGAAGCAAGGAACUUAACUCAGGCUGAAAGGUGUUCCCUGUUUCUUGUGGAAAAUGAUGAGCUUGUAGCCAAAGUAUUUGAUGGCCAGCUGAUACAAUCUAACAAGUCACAUGAGGAAUCUGGUGAAGUGAGGAUUCCUAUCACACAUGGCAUUGCCGGUCAUGUCGCUAGUACAGGUAACAUCUUGAACAUCAAGGAUGCAUAUUCUCACCCUUUGUUCUAUCGAGGAGUAGAUGAUAGUACAGGAUUCAGGACCAGGAAUAUCCUGUGUUUCCCUAUCAGAGAUGGACCAACUGUGGUUGGAAUUGCUGAACUAUGCAAUAAAAUCAAUGGUCUGUUCUUCACUAAACAUGAUGAAGAUGUGGCAUCAGCAUUUUCCAUAUACUGUGGAAUCAGUAUUGUACAUAGUUUGCUAUACAAGAAGAUGAAGGAUGCUCAAUACCGCAGCACACUAGCCAAUGAGCUUAUGAUGUAUCACAUGGAGGUUGGAGAAGAUGAGACCAAGGUUCUUCUCAGCAGUGACAUACCCUCAAUCAAAUCCUUCAGUCCAAGGAUAUCAAACUUCACAUACUCCCCUCGUAGUAUCCCAGACUCAGAAACACUCAAGGCAUGCAUGUGUAUGUUUGAGGACAUGGGUAUGAUCAACCGCUGGCGCAUCAACAGGAGAACCUUAGCCAAGUUCUGUAUGCUGGUCAAAAGAGGCUACAGAGAUCCUCCAUACCAUAACUGGUACCAUGCCUUUACUGUCGGUCACUUCUGCUACCUUCUCUACAAGAAUCUAGACUCCCUCAAUGUCCUCACUGAGAUGGAGGUGUUUGCAUUAUUUGUAGCCUGUCUGUGUCAUGACUUAGAUCACAGAGGAACAAACAACAGCUUCCAAGUUCAUUCACAAUCAGUACUUGCAGCUUUGUAUAGCUCGGAAGGAUCAGUUAUGGAGAGGCAUCAUUUUGCACAGGCCAUGUGUAUCUUGAACACAGAGGGAUGUAACAUCUUUGAGAACCUUAACAGAGACGAAUACCAGAAGGCUCUAGACCUGGUCCAGGACAUCAUCCUAGCUACAGACCUGGCCCAUCAUCUCAGGAUCCAUAAAGACCUAGAGAAGAUGGCUAAGGAUGGGUAUAAUGUUGACAAUGCAGAACAUCACAAGCUUCUACUCUGCAUGCUGAUGACAUGCUGUGACCUUUCAGACCAGACCAAGAACUGGUCCUGGACUAAGAAGAUUGCUGAGCUGAUAUACCAUGAGUUCUUCAGUCAAGGUGACCUUGAAAAGGCCAUGGGAUUGGAAACACCAGAGAUGUUUGAUAGGGAGAAGGCUUGUAUUCCAGAGCUACAAAUAGGAUUCCUUGAUCAUAUAGCCCUACCUCUCUACAGGGUACUUGGUCAGGUGUUGCCCAAGACAAAGACAGUGGUGGAUGCAGUGGAGUCCAAUCGAGUGAUGUGGACUAAGCUAAGAGACGAGACCAAACAAAGACGACUUAGCAGCACCAACUCACUAGACUUCUUCCAUAUUCAGUUCAAGAGUGAGCUCAAUGGAGACAAGAUGGCUGAGGAGGACGAAGACAGGGAAGAGGCGGAAGCUAAGGCACAGGGUGAAGAUAAGAUUGAUCACAACGAUAACCAUAAGUGAGGAGAUAAUAUCAUGACGGACUGGUGAUUGCCGUGAUUGAACACUUUGGUGGAUGAGUACAGUAAAAUAGGGAAGUGGAUAUGUCAUAGAUUGUCAUAGUAGAAACCGCUCAGGUGAUGGCUUGAGUGUUGAGAUUAAACAAGCAAUGACAGCUGAACUUGUUCUAUUGGGCAUUAGAAUACCUGAACAAAGAAAAUGCCACCAUCCUUCUCUUUUGGAUAAUCUUCAACAGAGUGACAACAGUUCAGAUUUAAGAAUAAUAUGAGCAGCACGGGAGGAUAUAGCUUUCAUGAACACAGGAAGCAUGUGUCUCUGUAUAGCCUGAUUGUUAUGUGGCUAUAACACUCUAAGAUUUCUACUAGAUAUAUGCCACAUAUUCAGAAUUACUUGACUGUAUAUCAACAUCUCUGUGAGAGAGAGAGAGGGAGGGAGAGUGGUGGUUUUGUUAAGAUGGUAACCAAAUUACAACAAUGGUGCAUUUUCAAAUCAACAAAUCUUCUGAUAUCUUCUGAAAACUACAAUCAAGUAUGCUUGAAGAGGAAGGAAAGGAGUAAUGAUGAAUAUCAACUGGAGUGUGUUUGAUAGUACAUAUAUAUGUAGUAAAGAAAUAUCUGCUUACAAAUGUGUGUCCAUAUGUUGUUGAUGACUGAAAUUCUGAAAUAUCAAUGUUCCAUGUCAUUUUCAUUGACCGAAAUACUUUAUCACUUGUUGAAUACAAAGCAGAAAUGUAAAAAAAAAAAAAAAAUCCCUUUUGAAGAAUUUAAGUUUUGCACAAAUUUAUUUUUUGUCUUUCUGGCCCACUGACUGCCAAAGAACUAUUUUGAGGAUUGAAAGUUAAAUGACCAGUAUGCAUCCAUUGUGUUGAUUAAUCCUUGGAUUAUAAGAUUAUAGAAACAUAUAAAGGGAAAGUAAGUUAAUGUUGAAAUGGCUGAAUAUAACCUUAACACUUGAUUUAUACUGAAUUCAUGAUAUACGCAUUCUGAAAAUCUCCAUUGGCCCAGUGUGCGACCACUUUAGUCCUAAAAAUCCAAAUAAAACUAUUUUCAUAAGAAGGAGGCGUAUUAUCCAAACUUAUCAAAUAUCUUCAUACGCUGCAUUUACUUGAUGUGUGGGAGGAUGAUAUCAAAUUGAAUGUAUCCAUCCCUCUGACCAGUACUUCAAAUCACCUUUUUCCCCAUUCUUUUCGACAAAUGUAUUUAUUGAAGCCAUUCUCAAUUGUUAUAUCAUAUGAACAGUACACAUUGUUUCACAAGUAGUAUAUUAUAGUUUGCUUUUCAAAAAGUCUGUCAUUUCUUUGUGUUGAUUUUGAGCCGAUGUUUCAGAGUUGUUGAAGAGUGGAAUAACAAUUUACAUUUUACAAUGAAUUGGGCAACCUGGAAUAUUUUUUUCAAACCACCCAUGCAUUACUCAACCAGAAGAGUACAGUUGGGAGUUUUGAAAAGAUUAUUUUCCUGGUUCUAUUGUUUGAAUCAUGACCAGCAAGAUAGUUUGCUCAAGGGUAUGAAGUACAGUCCAAAGGGAAAAAAAAGCCAUUUAUUCUUCAAUAAUAUGUGUGUGCAUGCAUGCAAUUUCCUAGGUAAUUUCAGAUCUAUACAUGAAUACAUAUACCUAGGGCCUGAAGUAGAAAAGGAAAACUCUUGCAAUUUUUUUUUGCCUGAGAUGUUUAAUUUGUCCAAGAUAAUGGCAUAAAUUUGUUUGCCAGUUUUUAUGGCAAAAGUUUUAUGCAACAGGCCCCAGGGGUAUUUUCACAAGAGUUAUAAAGUUUGAUUCUAAUCUAUGUGCCAUCAUGAAUCUAUGCAUGAAAAUUCAGCAGUGUGCAUCCCUCAAACAUGAUGUGACUCAUCACAUAGCAGGAAAAGAAAUAAAAUUAUUAUAAAAUGAGACAUAAUUGCUGCGUAGUAUUACCCUGACUGCAGUGCAGCAUCCUAUUGCAAAUAAUGCCAGGUACCCAUUUAUCUCACCUUGGUUGAGUUCAGUACAAUGUGGUUAAAUGUCUAGAAGCCUGAGGAAAUUAAUGCCAUGACUGGGAAUUUGUACCCAUGACUCUGAAACAAACAGUAAAAAAAACCCCUAAUAUUUCUAAGAUGUCAGUCAAGUUAUUCUUGAUAGCUCUUUGUGAAACCACUGCUGCACUAUUUGUGUAUUGCUAAAUGAUAUGGAUAUGAGAUGAAGUAAUAGUGUGUGACAAUAUUGAUAGUUCUAUCCAGUCAAAGCAUCUGAUGAUCACUUGAUGAAAUAAUAACCCUAGUAAAAUGUUUGUUUUCUACUGAAAUAAAGUGUUGGUAACAAGACCUCCUCUUUCACUGCUUCCCCAUGCUACAAAUAUAAUUGUGGUAAUUCAUUUUGUUUUGUUCUUAUGCACAUUUUAAAGCUUUAUAUUGUUUUUGCUUAUUAAUAUGUAAAUAUAUAAUCCCUUUGGCAUAUUAGAGGGAGAAGAUUGAGAAUACAUAUUUAUACAAAAGCUUUGCACUCUCUGAAAGAAUUUAUGCAAAAUAAUAUUAUUUUCACACAAAUUACUUAUUUCAGGUAUUUCAUUGCAUUUCUUGGCUGCUUAUGGAUAGAUGUAUAUAUUGACAGACUAUUUUAUGUGUACAGACUAUGACCCAUGUCUUUAAAUGCUUGCAUAUUGUAUUUCAUAGUUGUUACACUUGAAUAUAGUUUUGCUUUCAGUCGUUGCUUUUAAUAUGCCAAAGCAAUUCCUGUUUUUAAAAAGGAAACGGUUCAAUAAGAGGCCCAUAAAUGUUCUUGAGAGCUUUCUAGUCUUAAGACAUUUAGCAUUCAUGCAAUACAAGGUUUAUGAAAAUUAUUUCAGGUAAAUUGUUUUAUUGCUACACUUAAUAUGCAUAUUGUUUACCCGAAAAUUUUCCUACAGAUUUUCUCAUUUUUUUUCAUGCUGUGAGCUAUAUUGUACUAGGCUAUAUAUAUUAUGUUGGAUUAGAUAGUACUAUUUGAAUGUUUAUGGUGAUAUAUUGUUUCCUCAGGGUGAUCUAUGUGCAAUUUUUGUUUUAACGCGAUUCAUAUAUCUGGUUUCAGCGAACUUUGUUUCAUCAGGUCAUCCAAAAGAAAGGCUACCCCUGUGUAUACUUUUUAAUAUUGGCUGCCAAUCUACCUAUUAUCAGCUCUUGUUUAGUAUUAGUAUGAAAACCAAUUAUGAAAUGUGGAUGUUUAUGUUGAUAUGGUCAUGUACCCGACGUUUUUAAGAUCAAUGGCUUAAAAUGUAAGAGGAUUCAAUCAAUCCUAAUUGAUUGUGACAAAUGGUUUGUCAAUGCCUUAAAGUUAAUAGCACCUUUAACAUUACAGAUCAUAUUAGGUAGUUUUCACAAGGUCGUGCAGAAUGCUUUCAAGAAUAUAUCAUCAAAUGCCAUUCAUGACAGAGCAAUCAAGAAGUCUUUGUCAAAUUUGUCGAAAAAUUGGGGAAUCACAACCGCAGUUUCGUCCUGGAUUCUGGGCAUAUUUGCAAGUUUUUGUCAGCUUCGAAAACUGCUAGUCUGGUUUGGCACUUUACGACAAAGACCUCCCAGCUGUUUCUUGUUAUUUGACAGGUAUUAUCUAUGUUCUUGAAAGUGUUUCGCAUCGCCGUGUAUAACUCUAAAAAAAAAAGAUGAAAACUUAGGCCUGUGCUGAAAGUUAUCACGUAGAAAGAAAGAGCAGACUUGGUGAACUUGAGAAAACUGCCAGAUAGAUCCUAUGGAUUUCAAAACCUUGAACCUACAAUUUUGCAGAAUAUCACUCCUUAGGUUUUUUUUGUGUCUGAAUCCUGGCUCUCUGUCUAAAAAAUGAAGAUGAGAUGUCAUAAGGAAGACUAUCUCUUUUGGUUACAGUGCUAUUUCUUUUCAAAUAUUAGGUUUUGUCUUUCCAGAUGCAGUUUCAAUGU
Messenger RNA from Lytechinus variegatus (green sea urchin), 8566 nucleotides. Its product is annotated as cGMP-dependent 3',5'-cyclic phosphodiesterase-like. Gene Ontology annotation, biological process: positive regulation of gene expression; regulation of mitochondrion organization; cGMP catabolic process. Lineage: Eukaryota; Metazoa; Echinodermata; Echinoidea; Temnopleuroida; Toxopneustidae. Bases 2413 to 4692 code for a protein of 759 amino acids. Gene Ontology annotation, cellular component: mitochondrial outer membrane; cytosol; nucleus. Gene Ontology annotation, molecular function: 3',5'-cyclic-AMP phosphodiesterase activity; 3',5'-cyclic-GMP phosphodiesterase activity; protein homodimerization activity. The record is from RefSeq and is a predicted model, not a curated record. The transcript is spliced from 24 exons.